AUGACACGAGUGGAUGGAGGAGGCUGUGAUGGUGGACAGGUGAGCAUGGCAAACCCCGUGGGCGUUUGUUUGCGUGAUUUUUCGGAGAAGUGUGCACGCGUGUGCGAAGCCUGUCUAGCUCAGUUGGUAGAUCGCAAGAUUCUUAAUCUUGUGGUCGUGGGUUCGAGCCCCACGUUGGGCGACUACCAAUUAUGCGAUCGAAACGGGUGCAGUCCCGAUCUCUUUAGAGCCGCACUUUUUCCGUCUCUUCGUUACAGUGGUUUAUCAGCUGGAUUGGCUCUAGAACAAGGCGCACCAUUCUCGACCACUCGAAUCGGGCAGGCUGAGGGUCGGACGUUACCGCGUGUUCGCAACCCAGUCCAUACUAUCUCUUCUCGGAUAGAAACCAAUGGGCAGUACCAUGGUGAUGGAGUAACACAACUGGGUUGGACUGCCAUGUGA
This is a messenger RNA of Peronospora matthiolae, 441 nucleotides long. Lineage: Eukaryota; Oomycota; Peronosporomycetes; Peronosporales; Peronosporaceae. The record is from the annotation of a GenBank genome assembly.